GCACUGGGGGGUGCCUGCAAAGGCUCUCGCGAGCUGCUGGCCCUGGGAGUCAGUGCAUGUGCCUGGCUGAAGACAGCAGCAGCCAGAAGCUCCCGGCACCCCGGCCCCACGCUCUCUGAAUACCAAGCUGCAGGCUAGCUGCCCCGGGCUUUUUGCCUUCUUGCUUUUCCUCUCCUCCAAUUCAGAGUGGGCAAUCCACACCGAUUUCUUUUCAGGGGAGGGGAGAGGCAGGGCCUGGGGUCCCAAGUCGCACACAAGUCUUCGCUGCCAUGGGGGCCGUCAUGGGCACCUUCUCAUCUCUGCAGACCAAACAAAGGCGACCCUCUAAAGACAUCGCCUGGUGGUAUUACCAGUAUCAGAGAGCUCAGACUUUGGCCUGUUCUGAUGCCAUUCCCUCUGCUUCCAGACAAGAUCGAGGAUGAGCUAGAGAUGACCAUGGUUUGUCACCGGCCUGAGGGACUGGAGCAGCUUGAGGCCCAGACGAACUUCACCAAGAGGGAGUUGCAAGUCCUUUACCGAGGAUUCAAAAAUGAGUGCCCCAGCGGCGUGGUCAAUGAAGAAACAUUCAAGCAGAUCUACGCUCAGUUUUUCCCUCAUGGAGAUGCCAGCACAUAUGCCCAUUACCUCUUCAACGCCUUCGACACCACCCAGACAGGCUCUGUGAAGUUUGAGGACUUUGUAACUGCUCUGUCUAUUUUACUGAGAGGGACAGUCCAUGAAAAACUAAGGUGGACAUUUAAUUUGUACGACAUCAAUAAAGAUGGCUACAUAAACAAAGAGGAGAUGAUGGACAUAGUCAAAGCCAUCUAUGACAUGAUGGGGAAAUACACCUAUCCUGUGCUCAAAGAGGACACUCCCAGACAGCAUGUGGAUGUCUUCUUCCAGAAAAUGGAUAAAAAUAAAGAUGGCAUCGUAACUUUAGAUGAAUUUCUUGAAUCCUGUCAGGAGGAUGACAACAUCAUGAGAUCUUUACAGCUGUUCCAAAAUGUUAUGUAACUAAGGACAUUUGCCAUCCUGCUUUCAGAGACACUGAACAAACACCUCAAUGCCCUGAUCUGCCCUCGUUCUGAUUUUACACACCAACUCUUGGGACAGAAAUCCCUUUUUCACUUUGGAAGAAUUCUCUGCUGAAGACUUUCUACAAAACCUGGAAUCGUGUGGCUCAGUCUCUGAUUGUCAAUGCUUUCUCCUUACUCUUCCUGAGAGAGACAAGAUGAAACCUGAGUUUGUUUCAGAAGCAUGCCCAUCUCUUCAUGCUGCUAUCCUGUGGAAGGCCCCUCUGCUUGAGCUUAAACAGUAGUACACAAUUUUAUGCUUACACGUCCCCAACUCACUGCCUCCUAGUC
This is a messenger RNA of Phodopus roborovskii (desert hamster), 1346 nucleotides long. RefSeq names its product potassium voltage-gated channel interacting protein 1 (gene Kcnip1). Gene Ontology annotation, cellular component: voltage-gated potassium channel complex. NCBI's taxonomy places the organism in Eukaryota, Metazoa, Chordata, Mammalia, Rodentia, Cricetidae. Gene Ontology annotation, biological process: regulation of potassium ion transmembrane transport. Gene Ontology annotation, molecular function: potassium channel regulator activity; calcium ion binding; transmembrane transporter binding. The record is from RefSeq and is a predicted model, not a curated record. Bases 385 to 996 code for a protein of 203 amino acids. The transcript has 9 exons.